CCAAACAAAAACCGAGACACAGGGGGUUGUUGCUGUGCUCACACCUAUCAUGGGAGGAAAGGGCAGGAGGACUUUUGGAGGAAGGCCAGGAAGAGUUGGAAGGAAAAUGAUGCUCUUGGCGUGCUUGUCGGUGUCGGUGCUUCAGCAAUGCACGGCGUUCGUCCAUCCCGCUGUCCUGCAGCAAAGGAUGUCGCUGAGAGCGUCCCCUAAUGAUGCCGCGACCCACAGGCGAGCCGUGUCUGCACUGAGCAUGGCGAAGAAAGGCGGGUCGGGUGGGUCCAAGCGAAAGAAAAAGAAGGCGGCAGCUGUCGAGGAUGUGGGAAGUGCGGCGACGAUUAGCACGAGGGCGGUGCCUACAUCUUCUUCGGAGGACGAUGACUACGAAGACGCGGGCGCACCAAUGAUGGCGAGCGGUGGAGGGUUCGCUGACGUCAAGACGGCGAAACGAGGUGAGAUUCUGCAAGACGGUGCGAUCGGAAGCGACGACGCGAGGGAGGCGAAGAUCGAAGAGACUUUGAGAAAAAUGGGCGUGCAGAGCAUCGGUCAGGUUCGGGCGGCGAAAGCGAAGGAGGACAAGGAAAACAAAAGCGUGGGCCAGCAAAUUACCUCCAUUUUCGAUCUCAUCCCACCUGAGACGCAACUGGUGAUGGAGAGGGUCUUCAUCGCGGGCUUCGCGGUGUGCUUGCUGUUCUUGGUUGCCUGUGGGUGUGCAAUAGGAGUUGAGGCGUAUUUCCUGUCCACCAACGGGAAGCUGCCUCCAGAUCUCGACAAGUUCAUCGUUGGGACGCUCGAGCCCUUGUUCACGCCCAGCUUGGGGGCCACCUUCUUGUUCUCGAGCUGCCUUGGGGUGCUCAAGCUCGGGCAGAUGGGGCAGGAGAGCGUCGUAUACCGGGAAGAUGACUAGAUUAAUAUUUUGUUUGAAGUCAAGCCAUCUAUGCAUACUACUAUUCAAAAAAGUAUGCUACUCUAGAAUAGUACCUCCAAGUACAAAGCACAGCCAGGCAUCGUCCAGCGACUGGAUCUCUCUGCGGCCUUGUUCACUCGUUUAUGUCGCUGUAGUAGGAUGUGAUCCGGAACGAACAGCAAGAGCAAGCCCAUGGCCAUGGCCAUCGAAUGCAUGGGAUCGAUCUGCCUUGCGGGAAAUACGUCAGCCUGUUGUGGGGAAGAUGGAGACCGUCGUGUUGUGGGGAAGAUGGAGACUGGCUGAGACCAGGUCCUCUGCAAACCGGUCGGUCCCACGGUACCACGGCACUGUGUGUUACGGGUGCCGGGCAGUUUGGCAUGCGGCACGCGAGGUCUUCAUGUGCUGCUGUAUCUCGCCGAGAGACGACACCUCACUGCCGGAAGUCUUAUUCCAACUGUGUAGAAGAGGCUGGUGCAUCUGUGGAGUGCUUGGUCAUGCACAUAUUCCAGGGCCAUAUUUUUGGUGUACGUGUGCGCGUUCAUGGUGUUAUUCUUGGUGUAUUUCGGUGUGGAACAGUUCUUGUGUCGCUGGCCAAAAAUAGACUGACGACAGAAUCGCGUGGGAGC
Ectocarpus sp. CCAP 1310/34 is the source of this 1530-nucleotide messenger RNA. NCBI's taxonomy places the organism in Eukaryota, Phaeophyceae, Ectocarpales, Ectocarpaceae. The record is from the annotation of a GenBank genome assembly.